Molecule: messenger RNA, 1624 nt
Organism: Theobroma umbraticum
Lineage: Eukaryota; Viridiplantae; Streptophyta; Magnoliopsida; Malvales; Malvaceae
Source: RefSeq, a predicted model, not a curated record
UCGCCGUAGAGGAACUCCACCCUUCUACCUCAUCUUCGAUGAGAAGGGGCGCUUGUGCAUCACAAAGAUCUCGCACUCAUAAUUCCCUUGUGAGAAACAAACAACCACCGAAAUAACGUUUUUAAAUUAUGAUAAUGAUGAGGAUUGAAUCAGCUUUGGCCGUUCGAUUCCCCGCCGGUGCGAACUUCUGCUCCUCCACCGCCUUACACCAUUGUCGUCCUACGUGCAGCUCCGAUGAGGUUACUAGUUGCCACGUCACCUCCCGCCGGCUGUUUCGCCGUGGCGGCUUCGACGUAACUUGGGAUAGAUUUCGAAGAAUAAACAGUGGUUCUCUUUCGAGAAGGACUCUCAUAAAGAAUAAGAUUCGAGCGACAGCAGAGCAUUUAGGUUCUGCAUCUGAGCCUACCAAGCAGAACAGAAGGCCACAUUACCAUCCAUUUGAGGAUAUUGGUGAGGCAACAUCUAAAAAUAGCGGUGAUGCUACACUUUCUGCUGCAGAAACCACUAGGACCAUCAUCAAGGUGAAUAGUAAAGCAACACUGAUGUUUACGGGGAUAAUUAAUGAUGAAGUUCAUGAAAAUAUUAUGUGGCCAGACUUGCCUUAUGUAACUGAUGAACAUGGAAAUGUAUACUUUCAAGUGAAAAGUGAUGAAGAUAUAAUGCAAAGUCUUACUUUGGAAAAUAACUUUGUGCAAGUCAUCAUAGGCUUUGACACAACGGAAAUAAUGAAGGAAAUCGAGUUAUCAGGUCCUUCAGAUAUUGAUUUUGGGAUUGAGGAAAUUGAAGAUGAAGAUAGUGAUGUUGAAGAUGUAGAUGAGGAUGAAGAUGAUCAUACUGAAGAAGAAGAUUACAAUGAGGAGUGGGUUGCUGCUCUUGAGGAUGAAGAUGAUCAAGAUGACUCUGAUGAAACACUUGGAGACUGGGCAAAAUUGGAGACUAUGCGUUCCUCCCAUCCAAUGUAUUUUGCCAAAAAGUUGACUGAGGUUGCUUCAGAUGAUCCUAUAGACUGGAUGGAGCAACCAUCAGAUGGCUUAGCUAUCCAAGGCCUUCUAAGGCCUGCCUUCAUUGAAGAACAUUCUGAAAUUCAGAAGCAUAUGUCUAGCAAUCAGUCCCAUAGUUCUGAUACAAGUCAGGUUGAGAAAGUUGUGGAAGACAAAUUGGAAGAUCUUGGCAUAAUUAAUGGCCAGAGCAGUGAAUUAGGCUGGUCAGGAGAUAGUUCAACAAUAUCAGAAGAACCAGAGAAAAAUGAAAUCUCAAUAAAUGGGUCUUCAUUUUACAAGUUGGAGAUGGUUAAAAUUCAGCUAAUUACGGCACAUGGACAUCAGAUAUGGUCUCAAAUGCUGGAUUAGUUCUCACUUUUCAGCUACAAUAAUCAAGUUUCUGAUUUGAUAUGCAUUGUUUGUUGCUGUUACUUAAGAGACAUUCUUUUGUAAGUAGAUGGUCUCCAUAUGUAUCAUUGCAACAUAGAUUAUUACAUGGAAUAAUUGAGUACUACUAAGUCCUGGAUUUUGCCACAAAAAAAAAAAAAGAAGAUGGUGUAUGCCUAUUGCCUUUUGGGCAAUAUUAAAGGUUUUUCUAUGAUACGACCUCUUAUGUUCAUAUCACCCAUUGCAUCAACUACUAU